Molecule: messenger RNA, 1389 nt
Organism: Micropterus salmoides (largemouth bass)
Lineage: Eukaryota; Metazoa; Chordata; Actinopteri; Centrarchiformes; Centrarchidae
Product: low affinity immunoglobulin gamma Fc region receptor II-a-like
Exons: 6
Coding region: 304-1065 (253 amino acids)
Biological process (GO): cell surface receptor signaling pathway
Molecular function (GO): transmembrane signaling receptor activity
Source: RefSeq, a predicted model, not a curated record
UGGCCCAAUUCUACCGGUCGAAUAGCUGCAGCGAUCCGGUUUAUUAACGAGCGAGAACAGCUGAGUGAAACGUCUUUCAACAAGUAGAGGGCCUGACUAUUAGGUCUACCUCACGUAAGAAACACCUACCUGGAGAUUCCACCAGAGAGAGACAGGACAUGAACACGAGAGAGUGAACCAACUUCGUUAUGGUCGCUGGAAAACGAAGAGACAUGUGACCUUCGUGAUUUCCUGUGUUUGGUCAGGAUGUGGUAGACUACCUAGUCAGACUUGACAGAGGAAGAUUGACAACAUCGACACAAGAUGGAGAGCACGUCCCUCUGCCUGAUGCUCUGUUUGACCUCCUCUGCAGCCACACUGAGCAUCACUCCCAACAGAUCUCAGUUCUUUCAGCAUGAGUACAUCUCUCUGAUGUGUGCACCACCGGCAGACUCCAGCGGCUGGACAGUGAGAAGAAACACCUCCUUUAGCAUGUCUGAACCAUGUGAUGAGGGAUGGGGGAUCCCAGGUGAGUCCUCCUGCACCAUAAAAUAUGCUGACCCAUCAGACAACGGAGUGUACUGGUGUGAGUCUGAGCAGGGGGAGUACAGCAACACCGUCAACAUCACAGUGACAGCUGGUGUUGUGAUCCUGGAGAGCCCUGCACUUCCUGUGACGGAGGGAGACAAAGUGACGCUUAACUGUUCCUACAAGGAAAAAGAGCAAAUUGAAUCUACGUCAGAUUUCCCUGCUACGUUCUACAGAAAUGGUGUUUUCAUCGGAAAUGAGCCUGCAGGGAUGAUGAUCCUCCCCGCGGUGUUCGAGUCUGACGAAGGCUUCUACAAGUGCGAACUCCCCACAAAAGGAGAAUCACUGCAGAGCUGGCUGUCUGUGAGAGCUCGGCCUCCAGGAGUCCCUGCCACACCUCCACCUCCUCCCCUUUCUCUUUCUAAACUAGCGUGUUCCAUCCUGUUGUUCAUCUUCUACACUGCCAUACUCAUAAUGUGCAUAUACAUGUACCGAAGGUAUGCAAGAGCUCGAGCUGCUGCUAAAACAAGAGCUUCUGAUCAUCUGGUGCUGGAAUGAAGAAGAGGAGCCACAAUAUGUGCUUGUCAACAUGACUGGGAAGGAUAUAUAUAUAUUUUAUCUUACUUUUAACAUCUUGUAUUUUAUUUUAUAUCAUAUCCUAACUAGUAUAACAUGAUGCUUAUGUGGUUUAUUUAAUAAUACUUGUACUGUACUGAACCACUGAAAAAGUAUUCUGGUUUUAUGUUUAAAAAGACAAAACAAUGACUAAUGUCAAAUUCUGAAUAAGGUUGUCCUGUAUACAUUAAAUUAUUUGCAUUUAUUAUUCAUGUAACAAUAUUUUUAUGUAAAAACUAAAAUAAAUAGACUUCUUUUUAUAGUUGU